Messenger RNA from Schizosaccharomyces osmophilus, 984 nucleotides. RefSeq lists its product as uncharacterized. The transcript has a single exon. The coding region runs from base 1 to 984 and encodes 327 amino acids. Lineage: Eukaryota; Fungi; Ascomycota; Schizosaccharomycetes; Schizosaccharomycetales; Schizosaccharomycetaceae. The record is from RefSeq and is a predicted model, not a curated record.
AUGAGCCUGCAAGCAUUACUUUGGCUUAUAUCAGCAUUAAUGUGCACCGUUUGGAUAAUUCCGAGACUGGCUUCAUAUAAGGUCUCGAAAUCAUGCGGAUUUUUCUAUUCAAUAACUGAAUCCCUUAUUGAAGAUGUUGAGACAAUUGUUUUCUUAAAGCUUUCUUCAUUGGAAGAAGCGAUCAACUGUUUUGAGCAACAUAAUCAACCAAAUCCCAUAAGCAUUGCACUGGAAAGCAACCUUUUACUGCUUCAUCAAAGGAAUUUCCAAAUGAAAAACCGAGUAUCGAUGGACUUUCAGAAGUAUACCUUACUUUCUCGAUUAUGUUCGGGAAUUUGCUACUUACUUGAGUACAAACGUUUCAAAUAUUCGUUUAAGAGGCUCGCAAAGAAAUCUUCAUUAAAAGCAGGAUGCAGCUGCAAACUAUCUCAAUGCGAAUUUAAUCGAAUAAUGGCUGCGGAUAGGACAUUCAACCGAAAUAUUCAAAUCUGUUUUAAAAAAAUUCGAAGUUUUGUAAGUGAAUGUGCGAUAAAAUACCUCAUUAUUCUCAUUUUUUUACGAGCAAUUACUUCACUUACCCAUAAAUUCUCAUUAUAUGUUGAGAGCCCUAAUACUGUCAAAUUGAAUCUUAGUGAAACAUGGAGCAAGACUGUGUUGUUUCUCGUGUUCUUUAUUUUUUGCUUACAAUGGAAGUUUAUCUUAAAAUGGCCUUUCAUAAACAUUGCUUCUCUGAACAAAUUCGAGUUCAUGGAUAACUCAAUGCUCAUAUACAAAUAUCCUUAUCCAGAAAAAAAUAAUCAGCUCAUAGAACAAAAGCAUACCGAAGCCUUCAAUUUAGAAAAAAGAAAAGAAAGCAUGAAAGCAUUUUUGGAAGGUCUAAGCGGAAUCAGGUCAAAAGAAGAAGUAAAAAAAGACUUUACGUUUGAAAAAGUAUCCUUAAAAACCUACAUAAUGGAUAAUGAAAGUCCAUAUUUAAACAAUUAG